AUGCUCAUCUUUGCGGUUUGUCUGGCUGGAGCUGUGAUCCAGCCCGUUUCUUCACAGUUUGUAAGUGUUUUAAGGGUUUUUCGUCGAUAAAAGCUUUGAUUUUAAGGGGUUUCACAGUUCUUUUCCUCAUUCUUUCUACUCUUUGGACGAAGAUACGCUGGAAACUCGUUUCCGGAAUUUUCAACUGAAAACUUCCCAAGAAAUGGUCAACCUCAGAGAGCGCAUCGCCAAGUUGGAAAAAUUGGUAAUUUUUGGGUCUAUAAGUUCCUUUUAAAGGACUUCUUCAAGAUGAAAACUUGAAUUACCAUGCCUUGAAGAUCCUAAAUGAUACUAAAAUUGUCUUAGUGAAACGCGGUGUUGGUUCUGUUGCGAGGUGGCAUUCUAAACCAUAGUGGAGAAGUAGUUAAAGGUCGGACGCAAUUUUAAACCUAGCAAAAUCAAACAUUUUUCAUCUUGAAAAAUCACGCACCUGCCGUUUUGAAAAAUUUCUUAACACGGCAAAAAUAUCGAGUAUACAGUAUUUCUCAAAAUUUUCCGUGUUGCUUCAAGAAAAUAAUGUUUAAAAACCGACUAAUCUUGAAAAUUUCGUUUGAAAAAAAUUUACUAAGCCAUCCUUAUCGCCCACUAGUCGUCUCAAAACUAUUUCAAAGCCCAAAGUCUCAAAUCUUUCCUAUAUUUCACAAAUUUUCAGAUCGAAGGUUUAGGAAAAAACAGCCCAUUCAUCUUGGAAUACUACCGACAGCGGGUCGAUGUACAAAUUGUUCAGUGAGCGAAAAAAUUGGGAUGAUGCUGAGGUUUCAAAAAUUUUAUUAUUGAAAACUCAAAAAAAAAUUUAGGCUCACUGCCAAUCUCUGGACGCUCAUUUAGCUGUAGUUGAUAAUCAAACCAAAAACGAUUUCGUCACAGGUUUUUUUUUUCCAAUUUGUAUUGAAAGUUUAACGCGAUUUCAUUUAGGUCUGCUUUCUGAAAGCAGAACAUCGGACUUGGCUUGGAUCGGGAUGAAAACUAAAACCACCAGCAUGCCAACAUCUUUCACCAAUUUCGCUGCAGAAAGCCCAAUUGAUGGAUGCGCAGGUUUUUUUUAUUCCAAAAAGGGUAAAUAAAUUUACCUUUUUAGUAAUCGACAAAUCCGGCGUCUGGUCGAUCCGUUCAUGCAUACAACUGCGGCCCUUCAUUUGUCAAAUCGUGAAGGCCUGA
Messenger RNA from Caenorhabditis auriculariae, 1197 nucleotides. NCBI's taxonomy places the organism in Eukaryota, Metazoa, Nematoda, Chromadorea, Rhabditida, Rhabditidae. The record is from the annotation of a GenBank genome assembly.